This is a messenger RNA of Beauveria bassiana ARSEF 2860, 4737 nucleotides long. RefSeq names its product ABC transporter. NCBI's taxonomy places the organism in Eukaryota, Fungi, Ascomycota, Sordariomycetes, Hypocreales, Cordycipitaceae. The coding region runs from base 1 to 4737 and encodes 1578 amino acids. Gene Ontology annotation, cellular component: membrane. The record is from RefSeq and is a predicted model, not a curated record. The transcript is spliced from 5 exons. Gene Ontology annotation, biological process: transmembrane transport. Gene Ontology annotation, molecular function: ATP binding; ATP hydrolysis activity; ABC-type transporter activity.
AUGCCGCUGCCAGACGUCUCCGAUGUUUGGUUUCUUGUGGCCUCGGCCGGAGGUCUAGGCAUUUCCGGCUUGUUACUGGCGUCUCGACUCACGACAUGCACAGCUGCUUUUGCGCAAUUGCGUCGGCCAAAACCGCAUGAUAAUUGGUACGAAGACGAGGAUGGCAAGAGUACACCAGAGUCAAUGGCAAGAUUCUCAAACAAAACUCCAAAGCUGCUGUGUCUAUUUCUCGCUGCUGUUGCUUUUGGGGCAUCCGUGGCAGUAUCUGUGCUCACCACCCUGCACCUGGAGUCCCGGAAUGGCAAAAUUUCUUGCUGGCUUUUGACAAUUGGCUGGGCAGUUAUAUUGACCCAAUCAGUCUCCAUCCGCCUUGACGUUGCCCCUGUACAAUGUUACGAGGCAGCUCUACGAGUCGCCGCCUCUGCAGUCGCAAUCGCACCAGCAAUUAUUUUCCAAGGGCUCUUUCUCAUAAAUCAGCCCCUCGUCUCGAGGCGCGUCAUUCUUAGUCUGAUUGCUGGCAACGCAUUUCUCUGCCCAUGCGUUGUCCUCACUGGGCUCUUGUUUCCAAGACGUCCCCAAGUGUACUACAAUGGCCGAAGAGUUUCUGCUGAGCAGACUGUGAGCGCACUUCAGAAGGCCUUUUUUUUCUGGAUGCAGCCACUGAUUAGGACAGCCGCACGGCACGGCGACCUGAACCAUGACGACGUUCCGUCGAUUGAAAACUAUGCGCGGGCCAGCCACUUGACGAUGCAAUGGAUCCGUGCAAACCACAAAGGAAACCUCGUCAAGUCGCUUUUCAGCACGUACUGGAGAGAACUGAUGCUUCUUUGGGUUAGCGUCCUCAUCCGAUCUAUUGUUGGGGUUGGGCCAUUCUGGGCCAUGUCGCAGCUUAUUCAAAGGCUUGAAAGACUGGACCCCGAGACGCAAACUGAGCCUAGUCUAUGGGUAUUUCCCCUUUUAAUUGGUCUCUUUACCUUUUCUGAACAGUGGAUUGCCUCUCGAAUCAUGUGGCAGUCGAUUAAGAACAUCUUUGCACCAGUCAGAGGACAGUUAUCUGCAUUAAUCUUUGCAAAGGCACUGCGCCGGAAAGAUAUCAAAGGAACCGCAGAUGUAGGAGAUCAUGAUGGGUCGCAUGGUGCUGCCAAUGCGACUGAUAAUGAUGACGACACAACAAAACAGACCAGAAAGGCAAAGGCGCAGGAACAGGCAGAAGACCUUUCCAAGUCUCGGCAAGCCAUUAUGAAUCUCAUUGGAGUCGAUGUCAAACACAUUUCCGAUUUUGCCAUGUAUCAAAUCUUGAUUGUAAGCAGCAUCGGAAAGCUACUCGUCUUUUCUGCCUACCUGGUUCAAGUCAUUGGCGCGGUGCCAUUUCUAGCCGGCGCCGUUGCAUGGGCCUCGCUGCUGCCAGUCAACGCCAUUGCCUCACGACGCUAUCUCAGUGCAGAGACAAAGUUGAUGCGCGAUCGUGACCAGAAGCUGGCCGUUGUCAGCGAAGCCGUCAAUGGCCUCCGACGCAUCAAAUUCUCGGCCCUUGAGGCGCAGUGGGAGAGACGCAUUCUCGCACGGCGACAAGAAGAGCUCAAGACGCUAUGGCAGGUAUUCCUGGCAAAUACCAUGGUGUUUUGCUGCUGGGUCACGAGUCCAAUUUUCCUCUCGGCUGCGUCGUUAGCCACCUACACCCUGCUGAAUGAUCACUUGUCACCGGCAGUAGCCUUUGUCGCAAUCGCCAUGUUCAGAAGUCUCGAGGCUGCCUUGGCGGGCUUACCAGAGUUGGUGACGGUGGGCUUUGAUACAGUCGUCUCCAUUCACCGACUCGAUGCUUUCCUACACGAGCCCGAGCUGCAGCCAACAAUCACCAAUGGCUCUCGCGUCGCUUUUGAGAAUGCGACAAUAGCGUGGCCGACCGACCUUCCCGCACCUUUGGCGGACGAUUCCGACCACAAGGCCUUUACUUUGAGCGGCUUACACGCAGAGUUUCCUGAAGGACAGCUUUCUGUUAUUACGGGAAAGUCGGGUACCGGCAAGACGCUCAUGCUACACGCACUGAUUGGAGAAGCCGAGCUGUACGGCGGCCACAUUGUGAUGCCAACCCCCCCCAAAGAGUCUCCGGCAUGGAACUGCAACGGCGACCGAGUCGACUCGGGCGACUGGGUAGUCCCAGGCACAGUGGCCUACGUUGCGCAAACAGUCUGGUUGGAGAAUACGUCUUUGCAAGGAAAUAUUCUGUUUGGUCUACCGUACGUGGCCAGCCGCUACAAGAUGGUCAUUCAUGCGUGCGCCUUGGAGAGAGACAUUGAAGCUUUGGACGAUGGUGAUGAGACUGAGCUGGGCGCCAACGGUGUCAAUCUCAGCGGUGGACAAAAGUGGCGCGUCUCACUGGCCAGACUUUUAUACUCGCGUGCGCAAAUCCUUAUCAUGGACGACAUCUUCAGCGCCGUCGACUCUCAUGUCGGUCGUCACAUCAUGCAGCACGCUAUUGCUGGAGACAUUUGCAAGGGCCGGACACGUAUCCUUGUCACCCACCAUCUGGGCUUGGUCGCUGAAGAGGCUAGCUACUUUAUCGAGCUUGGCAACGGCACCGUGCAGCAUUCAGGCCCAACCUUGAGCGACUGCACUGGCGCUGGUCUCAGCGGUGGCACAACCACGCCAAAGUCGGCCUCGAGUGCUUCAAGCAGUAUCGGACCCCGGCACUUUACCUCGGAUACAAUUGAAGGCGGAAGCGGCGCCAGUCAAGGAACUGAAAAGAAGGCCAAAAAGUUUGUCGAGGAUGAGGCGCGUGAGAAGGGCGUGGUAAAGAGUCAUGUCUACCACAAGCUAAUUACUAGUGGCGGUGGCUGGCACCUCUGGAUCCCGCUGCUUGUGUUGCUGACUAUAUUCGAGUCGUCAAACUUUGGCCGAAACUGGUGGGUGCGAAUCUGGACGGCUUCUAGCCAAACCCAGACGCCAGCUGGAAACACGACAAGUUUGGCCGAAUAUCAGGCAGCGUAUUUCCAUCCUACGCUCAUGGCAUUCUAUUCCUCCCCCGAGACAUCCUCACCGAAAGUCUCGGAGCCGCAUUCUUUGCUCUACUAUCUAGGUGUCUACUUGCUUCUCUGCGCCGCGGGUGCGCUCGUCGGCAGUCUGCGCUUCUUCUGGUCAUUUCUGAUCAGCAUCAGGUUCAGCAAAAAGUUGUUUGAAGACGUACUCUAUACUAUACUUCGCUCGCCGCUUCGAUGGAUGGACACUGUUCCUGUAGGCCGUAUCCUGAACCGGCUGACCGCAGACUUUGACAUCUUGGACAGCCGGCUGAUGGAAGACAUGACCAUGGUGCUCGUCCACAGCUUCGAGCUCAUUACCAUUUGCCUGGCAGCUGUCGUCCUCUCGCGCAUCAUGAUACCGCUGGCGGGGACACUCAUCUUUGCCAGUGUUAUUGUUUCCGCGCGUUAUCUCGGCGCGGCGAGACCUGUCAAGCGUCUAGAGAGCAACGCAAAGUCACCAGUCUUUGAGACGUUUAAUGCAGCGUUGGCGGGUGUGUCUACACUACGAGUCUACCGCAAGACGCAGGACUAUACCCGUCGCAUCCACGACGAGCUCGACGAAUGGGGAACCAUGACUCUGCACAACUGGUCGUUGAAUCAGUGGAUGACGUUUCACAUGACCAUUAUCGGUACGAUAUUCACCACUGCCGUGGGAUUGCUGGUAGUGGCCGAUCCGACACACUUUGGCGCCAACCUCGCUGGCUUUGCCCUGUCCUUUGCCCUCAGCUUCGCCAUGUCCAUGUCCUUUGCCAUGCGCAACUAUGCCACAAUGGAGCUGGACAUGAAUGCGGUAGAGCGCAUCGCCGAGUAUGCCGAGCUGGCCACUGAGGAUCUAACUGGCGACGAGCCGCCCGAGCACUGGCCGCGCAACGGCACAGUCAAGGUCGAGCACCUGCAAGCCGCCUACGCCAGGAGCCUGCCUCCGGUAUUGCGCGAUGUUUCUUUUGAGAUAUUCGACAAGCAACGGGUUGGGAUAGUAGGCCGUACAGGAGCGGGCAAAUCCUCGCUUACUCUGGCGCUGUUUCGACUAAUAGACACGCGAAGCGGCAGAAUCGUCAUUGAUGGCAUCGAUACCUCGACUCUCAAUGUUCAGACCCUGCGAUCACGUUUGUCAAUCAUUCCCCAGGAUCCCGUUUUGUUUUCUGGCACCAUACGCAGCAACUUGGAUCCAUCCAACCAGCACAGCGACGAGGAGCUUCACAGCUGUCUUGCCCGCGUGCACCUGAUUGACUCUGACAGCGACCGAAGCAUCACCGCCGAAAGCAUGAGCGGCAGCGACGCAGACGACGAGGUGUCCCCCACCCCGCAAAACAAUGUCAACAUCUUUGAGCGGCUCUCCAGCAAGGUGUCUGAAGGCGGCGGCAACCUGUCCCACAGCCAGCGACAGCUGGUCUGUCUCGCCAGGGCCAUUCUGUCGCGUCCCAGACUACUCGUGCUCGACGAGGCCACGUCGGCUGUGGACAUGGCUACAGAUCGCCUCAUCCAGCGCAGCAUCCGAGACGGCUUCCACGACACCACGCUCAUUGUCGUUGCGCAUCGUCUGCAGACGGUGGCCGACUUUGACAAGAUACUCGUGCUGGACGACGGAAAGAUUAUCGAGUCGGGCGCGCCGUGCGAGUUGUGGGAAAAGCCUGGCGGCGGCGCUUUUCGCGAAUUGUGUGAGCAAAGUGGCGAGGCUUUGCAGCUGAGAAAUAUAAUCUAUGCCAAGAAUGCGGAAUAA